This is a messenger RNA of Sorex fumeus (smoky shrew), 2901 nucleotides long. RefSeq names its product anoctamin 2 (gene ANO2). Gene Ontology annotation, cellular component: plasma membrane. The transcript is spliced from 25 exons. Bases 82 to 2901 code for a protein of 939 amino acids. The record is from RefSeq and is a predicted model, not a curated record. Gene Ontology annotation, biological process: chloride transmembrane transport. Lineage: Eukaryota; Metazoa; Chordata; Mammalia; Eulipotyphla; Soricidae. Gene Ontology annotation, molecular function: protein dimerization activity; chloride channel activity.
CUGUGAGGGGCACUGUGUCUAGUGCAUCCCGUGGGGUGAGAGUGUGGUGGGCCAGGCCAUCAGGCACCGGCCUUUGUUCCAAUGGAUCCAGAGCGUCUGCCGGUCAUCAAUAACUACCUGGAUGUCAAUGACCCCAGGUCCUCGGAGGCCCGUCAGAGCCGCAUGCACUUCUACGACAACCAGAGAAAGGUGGACUAUGUGCUCGCCUACCACUACCGGAAACGUGGGGCUCACCCAGGCUCCCCGGGCCAUGGCGCGGCCAUUGUCUCCAAUGGGGAAACGGGCAAAGAGGCCCAUGCUGGGGGCCAGGGGGACAUUGAACUGGGGCCACUAGAUGCCCAGGAGGAGGUGAGGAAGGAGCAACGAGAGGAGUUUGAGCACAACCUGAUGGAGGCUGGGCUGGAGCUGGAGAAGGAUUUGGAGAGUAAGAGCCAUGGAGCCAUCUUUGUCCGGAUCCAUGCCCCCUGGCAGGUGCUGGCCAGAGAGGCAGAAUUUUUGAAGAUCAAAGUUCCCACCAAGAAAAUGUACGAAAUCAAGUCGGAGGGCACCAUUGCCAAGAAGUUCAAUGAUAUUCUAAAGAAGAUGAGCUCGCCCCUGCAGCCCCGAGUCCCCGAGCACAGCAACACCACGAUGAAGAACCUCUCGUACCCCUUCUCUAGGGAGAAGAUGUACCUGUACAACAUCCACGAUAAGGACACUUUCUUCGACAAUGCUACCCGCAGCCGAAUUGUGCACGAGAUCCUGAAGCGCACGACGUGUACUCGCGCCAACAACACUAUGGGUAUUAACUCACUGAUAGCAAACAAUAUCUAUGAGGCAGCCUACCCUCUUCAUGAUGGAGAAUAUGAUAGCCCAGGGGACGACAUGAAUGACAGAAAGCUGCUGUAUCAAGAAUGGGCGCGCUAUGGAGUGUUUUAUAAGUUUCAACCUAUCGACCUCAUCAGAAAGUAUUUUGGAGAAAAAAUCGGACUGUAUUUUGCCUGGCUGGGGUUAUAUACCUACUUCCUCAUCCCAUCGUCUGUCAUUGGGGUGAUCGUGUUUCUGUAUGGCUGUGCAACCAUUGAAGAAGAUAUUCCCAGCAAGGAGAUGUGUGACCAGCAGAAUGCCUUCACCAUGUGUCCCCUGUGUGACAAGUCCUGUGAUUACUGGAACCUCAGCUCUGCCUGCGGGACAGCACGGGCCAGCCACCUGUUUGACAACCCUGCCACUGUCUUCUUCUCGAUCUUCAUGGCUCUGUGGGCUACCAUGUUUCUCGAAAAUUGGAAGAGAUUGCAGAUGCGACUGGGCUACUUCUGGGACCUGACUGGUAUAGAAGAGGAAGAAGAACGUGCUCAGGAACACUCCCGGCCUGAGUACGAGACCAAAGUCCGAGAGAAAUUGUUGAAGGAAAGCGACAAGUCUGUUGUCCAGAAGCUGGGAGCAAAUGGUGAGGCUGAGGAGGAGGAUGACGACGAGGAUAAGCUCACCUGGAAAGAUCGUUUCCCAGGCUACUUGAUGAAUUUUGCCUCCAUCUUGUUCAUGAUUGCCCUCACCUUCUCCAUUGUCUUUGGGGUCAUUGUAUACCGGAUCACCACGAAAGCAGCGCUGUCUCUCAACAAGGCUACUCGCUCCAAUGUCAGGGUGACAGUGACGGCAACGGCAGUCAUCAUCAACUUGGUGGUCAUCCUCAUCCUGGAUGAGAUCUACGGCAUGGUGGCCAAGUGGCUCACUAAAAUCGAGGUUCCCAAAACAGAACAGACUUUUGAAGAGCGCCUGAUACUCAAAGCUUUUUUGCUGAAGUUUGUCAAUGCCUAUUCUCCCAUCUUCUAUGUGGCUUUUUUCAAGGGAAGGUUUGUGGGUAGACCUGGAAGCUACGUGUAUGUGUUCGAUGGAUAUCGUAUGGAAGAGUGUGCUCCAGGAGGCUGCCUCAUGGAGCUGUGUAUCCAGCUCAGCAUCAUCAUGUUGGGGAAGCAGUUGAUCCAGAACAACAUCUUUGAGAUUGGAGUCCCGAAGCUAAAGAAACUAUUUCGGAAGCUGAAAGAUGAGACGGAACCUGGGGAAACUGACUCUGCCCAUUCGAAGCACCCAGAGCAAUGGGACCUAGACUAUAGCUUGGAACCAUACACAGGACUAACCCCAGAGUACAUGGAAAUGAUUAUCCAGUUCGGCUUUGUCACCCUCUUUGUGGCCUCCUUCCCUCUGGCACCCGUUUUUGCCCUCCUCAACAAUGUCAUCGAAGUGCGGCUGGAUGCAAAGAAGUUUGUGACAGAGCUGAGACGGCCGGAUGCUGUGAGGACCAAAGACAUAGGGAUCUGGUUUGACAUUCUCUCCGGAAUCGGCAAGUUCUCUGUGAUCAUCAACGCUUUCGUCAUCGCUGUCACCUCCGACUUUAUCCCCCGCCUGGUUUACCAGUACUCCUACAGUAACAAUGGGACUCUGCACGGCUUUAUCAACCACACCCUUUCCUUCUUCAAUGUCAGCCAGCUGAAGGAAGGCACACAACCCGAAUCCUCCCAAUUUGAUCAGGAUGUCCAGUUCUGCAGGUUUAAGGAUUACCGAGAACCACCCUGGGCCCCGAACCCAUACGAGUUUUCCAAACAGUACUGGUCGGUUCUGUCUGCACGCCUGGCCUUUGUCAUCAUCUUCCAGAACCUCGUGAUGUUCCUCAGCGUCCUUGUGGACUGGAUGAUCCCCGAUAUCCCCACGGACAUCAGUGACCAGAUCAAGAAAGAGAAGAGCUUGCUGGUGGACUUCUUCCUCAAGGAGGAGCACGAGAAGAUCAAGCAGAUGGACGAGACGGCACCGAGGAGCCCGGGUGGGGGUCUGGGGAGCCAGAGAAGCCGGGCAGCCAGCGCAGCCCCUUCGGGCCGGAGCCAGCCCGGCAGUGCUGCCUCUGAGGGGUCUCAGCACACCAAUGUGUGA